Fragaria vesca subsp. vesca is the source of this 495-nucleotide messenger RNA. Its product is annotated as gamma-interferon-inducible lysosomal thiol reductase-like. Lineage: Eukaryota; Viridiplantae; Streptophyta; Magnoliopsida; Rosales; Rosaceae. Bases 1 to 495 code for a protein of 164 amino acids. The record is from RefSeq and is a predicted model, not a curated record. Gene Ontology annotation, molecular function: oxidoreductase activity, acting on a sulfur group of donors, disulfide as acceptor. The transcript is spliced from 4 exons.
AUGGCUUCUUGUAAGUUCUUCUCGAUCAUUGUUCUAGCUGCUUUGAUCUCGCUCUUCACCAAUGCUCUGUCUCCUGAGGAUUUCAAUUGCUUUUCUCUGAAAGUUAACCUGACUAUAUAUUACGACACCCUUAGCACGUACUGUGAGGAAUUCAUUAUAUAUGAACUCCCAAAGGCAUUUGAGCUAGAUCUCAUGCAGAUUAUCAACCUCCGGCUAGUACCAUAUGGAAAUGCUUACAUCCAAGAACCUAACAACACCAUCAUUUGCCAGAAUGGUCCAGCUGAAUGCUACUUGAACAGUAUAGAAGCUUGUGUGAUCAACAUCUGGCCGGAUGUGAAUAAACAUUUCAGUUUUGUUCACUGUGUUGCGUGGCAAAACUUGAGACGAUUACAGUUAGAAGAAGAUGAAUGGAAAUCAUGUUCUAAAAUAAUGAUGAUGAGUGACAAACUUGUCUCAGAUUGCUAUGAAAGCGGAUGUGCAAAAAAGCAUUUCUAA